Molecule: messenger RNA, 798 nt
Organism: Desarmillaria tabescens
Lineage: Eukaryota; Fungi; Basidiomycota; Agaricomycetes; Agaricales; Physalacriaceae
Exons: 7
Source: RefSeq, a predicted model, not a curated record
AUAGGGUAUACAAUGAAUUGGGCUUUAUAUGGCGCACUGUGUGUCCAGACCUACAUCUACUACAUUUCGUUCCCCAAGGACCCAAUCCUAUCGAAAUUCCUGAUAUACCUCCUUUUGGCUUUGGAGACGCUACAAACCGUCCUCUUCACUAUAGAUUUAUUUGAUAUAUUUGCUGCGAAUUUUGGACAAACCGACGUCCUCAACAACGUCCAUACGUUAUGGUUUUCUGUCCCGAUAAUGACAGGACUUAUUGGUGGCAUUGUACAACUGUUUUAUUGCUACCGGAUAUCGGUUUUGAGCAAAUCCCGCGUGCUGGCGGCCUCCAUAGGGGCGAUUUCCGUGGCCCAAUUUGUGGCGGCAAUAAUUGAAGGACAUCUGCAAUAUACAUACGGUCUCUACUCUGUACAAUCCCGGCGGAAUUCCCUGGUACCUUGUCUAGUUUGGCUUGCUGGAAGUGCUUUAUGUGAUAUCAUCAUCGCGACUAUUCAGACGUACUACCUGAUCAAAAUUGACGCGUCGUACAAAGCGACCCGUAAUAUGAUAACGAGACUUGUGCGUAUCACCAUCGAAACUGGUGUUCUAACAGCGGCGGCGGCAACGGUAGUAGCGGUCUUCCUUGUGACUGACACACGGAUGUACAAUACUGCGCCGGCAUUCUGUCUCGGGAAGUUAUAUACCAACGCUUUGCUUAUGGUAUUCAAUAGCCGCACUCGAUAUCAAUCACGACGCGAUCAAGUUACCGACGCUGGAAUUUUCUUCGCAAGGAAUGCCGACAUAGGAGGGGACACCAGCUUUUCC